Molecule: messenger RNA, 1227 nt
Organism: Fusarium vanettenii 77-13-4
Lineage: Eukaryota; Fungi; Ascomycota; Sordariomycetes; Hypocreales; Nectriaceae
Exons: 4
Coding region: 1-1227 (408 amino acids)
Source: RefSeq, a predicted model, not a curated record
AUGGCCGAGCACUUCGGAUCUAACGGCUUCGACUUUGGUGGCGGAGGCUUUGAAUUCAGAGACUCUAGCUUCGGAGGCUCUGGAUUUGGACACUGGAGUUUCCCAUCUAGCAGCCCUAUCCUUAACAACCACUCGACCUUCGACUUCUUUAGGGACUGUAAUCCUUAUUCGGGUUCCAGCCUUGACCGCCCCAAGCCCUCGGCAUACAGUUCUGUCCCCAAGGGGCCAGGAAACCACGAGUAUGACUUUUUCGUCUCCAACCUACGCGAGGGAGAUGCUUCAUCGAGUUCAGAACCGCCGAUGGCACCUACAAGUGAUACUACGUUCAUGCCCCGUACGUUCACGACUCAACGAGGGAGCUCGAAUGACUCUCCUGGGUACAACGCACCCCUAAACUUCAUUGACCAGAGUUGGGUCACUUGGAGUGCCUCCGGCUCCGGACUACCUAAGCUUGACAUUCAACUCAAAACUCCUCGGUGGGCCAAGGCAGGACGGUUGGAGUAUGACCAUAGCUUUACGUUUGAUCCCCACGCCGACCUGACAUUCCCAUGCACCACCAAGAGACUCGUCUAUAAGUCGCCUUUGGAGAGAGUCGAGUUUGGCCUGGGCAGCUAUGGGGACCUUCCGACCUGGACGACAACGCAGGACGCCUGGAUCGCAUUCGACGUAACGGGGAGCCGUUCCAAAACGAUUUUCUCGCUUGCAUCAGUAGCAGACUUGGUUUGGAUGGUGUUGGAGCUGCAGUUGACCAUCACUGGAAUAGCCACGCAAAGACCAAGAACUUGUUUUGUUGAGCACCAUCACAAGGUGGAUGGGUGUGGCGAGGGCAAGGUCAAGGUCCAGCAUCGGACCAAGUCGUCAGAUGAGCGAGGUGCGCAUCGAGAUGCCUCCAUGCUUCCCAACUGGCUGCUCGACCCGGAUCGCUCUACCGUUCUCACCGCGUGUGGACCCCAUGAAGUGGCGAUCGAGCCCAGAUUCGACGGGCAGAGACAUGGGGCCUUAUCCCACCUUCUUCUCAAGGUCCUCGAGGGCGUCGGCCGAAAGUAUCGAUCGACGGCCUCUAAGAUCAUAAACCACUAUCCCUCUGUCACCAGGCCCAGCAGUAUAUACGUGAGAAAGCGCGCAUUCGUUAACCUAUUAGUUACUCUCCCCUGUACCUAUAUAAUCUCCACCGAUAUGCCAGGAAUCCAGGACAUAAUACUAGCCCCGUUGCCACUGCCAGCGUGA